Xyrichtys novacula (pearly razorfish) is the source of this 13315-nucleotide messenger RNA. The record is from the annotation of a GenBank genome assembly. Lineage: Eukaryota; Metazoa; Chordata; Actinopteri; Labriformes; Labridae.
GAGCACAUGCAGCGAGCAGGAGGCUGUGAGACUGAGGACUCUCUGAACAUUGAGGUAAAUUCCUGUGAGGUUGAACUAAACCUUAGGGUGCCUUUGGACUUUGGAGAUUGAAGAAGCUUGUUAGAGGGAAUAUCGUGUUUGGGAUUUAUCAUGACAGCAAGGAUUCAGGGAGCAGCUGGUCGGGAGAAAUCAGGACCAAAGGGACAAGUAACAGGUAAGUUACUGUGAACAGGGGAGGGGGCUUCUUUCACACUAAGUUUUUAAACUUUAAGAAAGAUAUAAGAAUAAAAAAAAGUAAAUUUGUAAAGCAUUCAUAUAGGUUUGGUCUGUACAAGACACACAUCUUUAGUUUAUCACAAUGAUACACAGUACUUCUUUUUCAUUCUGUACUGCAGAUACAAGUGUAUCAGCUGCUGAAAUGUUUAAUUAAAUAUCCAACAAUAAUGGGGUUAAAGCCAGACUAUAGUGUCCAUGGAUGGAUGACACUUACUUUUAAUAGUGCAUUUCUUCUUUUAGCUGUAUAUUUAUUGAAACCACAUUAUCAAAUGAAUGCAGGUGAUGGUCAAGUGGCCCUUAAUUUACAUAGUUAAACCCAUGCUUUUGUCAGCCAAUAGAAAUUGUAUUGUUAAUUUGUGUACAGCAUAUUUUUUUAUGUAGGUUAGCAAAAUUUAACAUUCAUCAUUAUAUUUAUACCAAAAAAAAAAUAAAGAUAAACCUGGUAUGAAGGUACUGAAGAGCUGCUUUUAUAGCCCUGAUUCCUGGUCCUGGGUCUGCAUUAAACAAAAUCAAAUAAAACAUGAUUGGCUUUAUUUUCAGCUCAGACAUUAGGGGGAAUAUGCUUGCGUUUAUUUUCUUAGAGGAGGUGUUAAGUUUUAUUAACACAGGGGAUAAUGAUUGCUACUCUUGGUUAAAGCAUAGAGAACAAAACAAUAGAAAGCAUCCAGUAGAGGCAGUGUUUGGUUUCGGAGUAAGACAACAGCUGCAGGAAUGUAGACAACACAAACCAAGUAAAUGUUAGAAAAUGAAGCUGCUGCUAAAAGAUGGUAAUAUGCUCGAAGUCAAAUAAAGCUGUUUAAAAUUAGAUAAUUUUGUUUUGUGUUUGCUAAAAGCUGCCCUUCUAGACGUUAUGCGAUGAAUUCAAUAAUUUACUGUUGUCACCAAGAAUUUGUAGAGAUUAGAUGUGUGCAGUGAUACUUUAACCUGAUGUGGAUGUGAGUUCCCAAGUAAGACUCUGACCUUUUCAUUGGGAACAUAGGUUAGGAUUAUAAACUAAAUAUCAGUAAAUGUUUGUUAAAAGGUUUUUUGUAUACAUUGUGUAAACAGAGACAAUGGACCUAAUUUAAUUCAUUACCUUCAGUCUGAACAAGAUUGGGACGUACAGUUCUGUAUCUGUUUUAUUCAAUUAAAUUAAGUCCUAAUAAACUAAAUCAUUUUAAAUUGAGUUUGUUUCAUUGACCCUGAAAUCAAACUAGAAAUAUGCAGGUGGCCAACAAGAGGCGUCAUCCUGGAAAGCAUAAAGUCUCGUGUUUUCUUUUUCCUGCUCUGUGUUUUCUAACAUGACUGAGAUGUCCUCCUUCUUCUGUGUGCUGCAGAGAUGAUAGCUCGACUCAGGAGAGCUCUGGGGCUGGUUUUGGGUAUGCUCAGUCUGUCUCUUCUGCUGGUGGUGCUGGGAGUCUAUGCAACGACCCGAACAGAGAGCCUGAAUGUAACUGGCUACAUCUCAGGAGUUAUUGUAAGUUGUUUAUUUGACCCCUGUUAUGAGUUACUGGAUGGGAUACAACGAGAGGAGAGAUCUGAAGUGAUUAGGAAAAACAUAUCUUAGAAAUGAGGGGUAUGAAUCAACCUCUUACCAGGAAAUCAGCUGGAAGUUUCAAACAACUCCAAACAACCCUCAGCAUGUGAUAUCUAUUAUGGAGCUGUACUCCUUUAGUCUCGCCAGUGUAGCCAGAAGUUCUGCUCUGCUUGUCUGCAAUCGUCUGACACAAGCAUUGUUUGAUUCACGAUUGCCUUGCACAGCUUAGACAGACACAGGAAACUUUAAAGAGAUCAUGCAUGUCCUAAAAGUUGAAUCCUCUGAAUGCAUCUAUGGUCAGACUUUAAUCAUGCACUUGUAUAGGUCUGGGCGAUAUGGAAAAAAAGGUAACCAUGGUACAUUUUUUCGAUAUCAGUCAAUAUCAAGAUAAAUCACAAUAUAAAAAAUGAAAUUUUACAGUGCUUAUUGAUAGCAUGUCUUUUGCAAUACAAUAAGCUACUGCAUCUGUGAGGUCUUUGUGUCUCUGACGUUUUGUCAUAAGGCAUUGCGCUAGAGCAGUGAUUCUCAAGUCCAGUCCUCGAGGCCCACUGUCCUGCAUGUUUUGGAUGUUUCCCUGCUCCAACACACCUGAUUCAAAUGAUCAGCUCGUUAUUAAGCUAAUACAGAGCUUGCUAACGAGCUGAUCAUUUGAAUCAGGUGUAUUGGAGCAGGGAAACAUCCAAAACAUGCAGGAGAGUGGGCCUCGAGGACUGGACUUGAGAACCACUGACCUAGAGAAAGCGGACUGAAUGGUCGACUAUUUCGGCUGCACAGACGCCAUAGGCGCCAAAGGCUCAUUUCUUGGGGGUUUUAACCUUUUGCAUUGUGCGUGCUCUGCUUUGUGUGCUGAAAAAGAUUUGAGGUAUUCCCCGACUUUUUGAGAACAUGUACUCGACAUAAUUUGCAGUGCACAUUACUCUGCUUCAUGUCAGACCUCAAAAAAACAAAAUACCUCCAUACCAUCGAUGUUUCCGUGCCAGUGUUGUCGACAAUGUUGUCAUCUGUUGAGCCUUCAUCUGCAUUUCUGCCGGGGGUAGCACUCAUUUUAUUUUUUUUCCACCGUCAGUGCUGUCGGCUUCACGUGUUAAAGUGCUAUGGUUGCGUGUAGCUGAAGCCUGCUACUACGCAGUUGUUCGCUACUUGGUUCUAAUUCAGCACAUAAUUGGUUUAGCGCGAAGCAGACCUGGAGUAACUCCCCUUUUCAUUGUCCAUUUGUAUAAUCUACCAAAAUAUGGCAGAAUGCCGACUAUCAAAAAGCAUAUUGACCCUGUUGUAUAUUGAUAUUGAGGGAAAUUAAUUUUCAAUAUCGUUAUUGUUUUAUCGCCCAGCCCUACAUUCAUGAUGAAUUGAAUGUACCCUAACCCCCUUAUGCAAUGUACCGUCAAAAAUGCCCCCACAGGGAUCUUUCAGAGGUGUCACAGCUCACCUUUAAAUGAAUUACAAGUCUGUAAUGUGUGGAACACUUAUCUUUAUCAUGCAAUGCUCUCUGCAGCUGACCCUUGGAUCAUUUCUGGGACUUCUGGGACUCUGCUUGGAAGAAAACCGCAAACAGCUGGUAUACUCUUCUGGGUUCUCUCCUUGUAUCUCUUUAUCUGACAUACAUUUAUACUCAUGCACCCCAAAACACUCACAUAAGCACACCUGGCUUCUCAUUUGAGAAGAUGUGGGUGUAUUUUGACAAAGAUAGAGAUACCAAGAUCGUAUAGUAACAAGUAAUAACUCAAUGCUAUAUCUGUGCAACCUUGACAGGCUAGAUAUUUAUUACAAUUGCAAAUACCUACAUUUUUCUCAAAUAUGAUAACUCAAACAAUCUGCAAUAUUAUGUCUUUUGUUCACUGUGUAGAGCCAUUUUAGUUGUUUGUUUGUUGCUUGUAUAUUACAUUUUCUGUGUACUGUGUGCAUGAUGAGUGUACUUAUUCUUCUAUGUUUGCUGUGCUAAUCUUUUGGUGCUGUUAACACUGCAAAUUUCCCCACGGUGGGAUAAGCGGGAAAGGUUUUUCUUCUACUAAAUGGGACUGUAGAUCAGCGGUACUUCUCCUACCUAGAUAAAAGAUGCCAAAUGGUUGAAUCAAAAACCAUAGAUUUAGGGUACAAGCACUUACAAAUAGAUUUUCUCUUACAGAGGUGCAUAAAUCUGAUUUCAGGCAUUGUGGAAUAUUUUAGCUGAAAGCAAUUUGGACAUUUUUCCACUGCUUUGUUCAUGAUUCAACUUCUAGAUAAUCAUCUUUUAAAUUGGUCUGUUAAGGCACAUAGUGUUAUUGACAAUCUCUGGUAGUGAGUGUUUGCUGAAUUAGUGAGCUAACUGCGACUGAAAGAUCUUCCAAAAACAACAAAUUCACAGCUUUCCUCUGUGGGAUUACUGUCUUGGACGGUACAGGUAGCAUUUAGAAGGAAAUUAGUACUAGAUCUAUCAUCCUGUCAUGUCAACCUUUAUUUAAAGAGCAGCCCUUCAGCUCAUGCGAAUGUUAUUUCAGCUUUUGUCUAUUUUUAAAGCAGCCCUCUGCCAAUCAAUCUGGUGAGAAACAGUAAAAAAACAAUUUUAAAAAAGCUGUAAAAGCACAGUAGGCAGAAGUGACUUAUGCAUGACUGUUUGGAGUAUGACAAAAGAAAAUUAAGGAGAUGGGGUUUGUCCUAGACCCACCCUGGUUAUUGCUGACAUAAUGGUGCAUUCCCGCGGUUAUCAUUUUGAUAGCAGAAACUUUCUCAAUAAACUCCACAUGAGUUCGUAUGUUUUAGAUGUAUUGGUUAAAUAUUUUUGGUGUGAAAGAGUUUUCUGAUCUUAAUUUUCCACAUAUUUUGUCUCAUUCUUACCCUUGAACUUUGUGGGUGCAUUGUUGGCUGCCUGUCUGUUUAAAGUUAGAGAAUAUAUGCAUACAAGUCCUUGGUCAAUGUUGUAGUCAAAGCAGAAAUGAAAGGUAUGUAAAAUACACAGUGAUUUUGACAGUACAGUUCGUAUUACCAUGACCUCGUUCUUAUUGAAGUGCUUCCAUAAACAGUUCUGGUAGAUCUUAAACACACCAGAAAAUCCCACUGUGAUCCUUUAUAAGCUACAUAUUUGUAAGAUUUAUAAUAUGUGCUUGAUGAUAAGCACUUCAAAUGUCAGAGCAGACAGAAGAUCAAUUGAAAUUUUCAGUUUCCUUCAACUUUCAGUGCACAUGGUUCUGUUUUUGGAUUAAUGAGGGACCCUUAAAGAUUUGUCUUAUCUCACCUACUGAAGCCUUUUUUUUCUGGCUUUACCUCCCUUCAGCGCCGUUUCUUUUUCCAAAGCCAGGGACAGCAUCCCACCUCCCCUUAUGAGUGAUGCCUUCCAGCUGCUGUUGUGUAGACUCCGGCUGUAAUGAUAACUUGUUGCAGGAAAGGUGUGGUAGACUGUGGCAAGCCUACAACACAGACACAGAGUCAGAUUGACAGCUCCUCAGCAGGGCAAAAAGGAGGAAAAGAGAAUAAUAUGAUAGCUUAGUUGUAAUGUAUUAAUUGUCAAUACUCAAAUACACCACCAAAGUGUUGAAAUAGAGAUAUUAGGGUUAGGGUUAGGUUUGCGUGAUCUGUGACUGUUUUCUAAUUUCUGUUUUACUUUCUUCCUCCAGUUGACAGCUGCCAUUGUGUUCCUCAGCUUUGGGAUCAUCACCUCGUUUCUGUGUGUGAUGAUUGAUGCCGUCUGUAUCGCCUCAAACAUGGUGGGUGACCUACACUGGUAGACAAUAACACUUGAGCUGACUGUACAGGAUGAUGAAACAACACAGCUAAAGUAACAAACCAUCACACUGGCUGACUGAUCCACUCUGACAUUUAUUUCAUUACAAGACUUUUGUUGUGUUAGAUAGUCUAUGGCAGAUCUCAAUCAAGUCCAUCCUUAGCUACAGCAUUGCAGUUAAGUUUUCUAUACAGUUCACAUCUCGAAGCCGGUGUUUACAUUUAUCCGUUUAUGGUGGGGUAGGCAGGAAUCCGUUAAAGAAGCAUCUUUGUUUGUGGUGUAUAUACAAAAAAACUUUUAAUAUCAGUCAAUAGCUAUUAGUUAUUGAUGACGUUUGGUAACACUAGAUAUCGCUGUGUUUCGUUAUGUCUGUGUAGUCAACAUUUUUAAAUUUUUGAGCGGCCCGCUCUUUCUGACUGUAAACAAAGCCAUUCUCCACCUCCCCUAACCUGAUUGGUUGUGAGGCAGACGCUGCUCCCUUGUGUUGUGAGGCAUGCUCCACGUCCUCCAAUAAUGUGCACGAGCCCAAACAAAGUCAGCGUGCUACAACAUUGGACAGAAAUCAACCAGAAAGUACGGAAAACACAAGCGAUAAAAUAAAGUAGAUACCAGAGACUCUGGCGGAAUAACGGGCGCUUAAAACGGAGGUAGACCAGACAAGAGCGAAGAAGCCGGGUCAACAUCAGCAUAAACGAUGGGGGACGCUUCGGGAUCUUUUGGACCCCGUAACCUUUCUGCGGUAAACCGCUUUAACAAAGUAAGCCAAGUGUCUGUAACAGAAAUAUUUCUUGUCAAACGGGACCUGCUGCAUGUCAUAGCGCCGCUAAACUGUUUAGCGCGGGUCCUGGAGUAUGUCACUUUAUCCUAGUUGUAGAAGUCCUGCAAACAUUGUGUUUGCUGGUAGUCUGUUGGCAUCUACAGUUAUACCAGUGCUUUAUACUUUCACAUUGACUGGGCCCCAUUUGUAAUUAUCAGAAGUAUUUUUCUUUAUUAUAUCUGAAUUUAAUUGGAACAAUACGAAUGAGCAGGAUCGUCUGUUUUAUGGGCGGGGCUUACUGGAGCAGAGACGGAGGGGAGAGGAAGAGCUGACCUUUAACUUCUAAACUUGUUAUUAAUAUAUAAUGUCUACUUGAAAAUAUUGUUAUAUUCCCUCUAACAUGAACAUGAUACAAAAGGAGCAGAUAACUGAACAUAGACAGAAGUUAACUGUUGUAUAUUCUCACAUGGCAAAGUAACAUCAGGUCAGAGUGACUCGUCCUCAGGCUCUGUGCCAUGAAUGGACUCCAAAUAGCAAACAUGUCUCUUUUGUGUUUGACAUUUCUCUGUUUGUCUUUGUGGAACCAAACUAUGAGAUUGUUACAGGCUGGGAUGGCUUUUUUUUUUCUUUUUUAUAACAUUUCCUAGACUUUAACUCUAUUGUUUUGUUUGAAGUACAAACUGCACAAAAUCGUUCUGGAGUCCUCUGGACAUUAAUGUGCCAACAACUGUCUAAACGUAUCCAAGAAGGAUUUUAAGGAUCACGCUGCACCCUGUUAUCCUCAACUUCAACCUUUUGAACCUGCGGAAAAGAAACAUGUGCAGGAUAAAGCAGGAUUUGAAAAAAGCCAGUAGUGCCUGUAAUUGAAUGAUUGGUUAUAUAAUAACAUUACCUGUUUGCUCACAGUACAUAAAAAGUUAUGGACAGAGGCCUUCCCAUAAAUUCUCAGAGAUACUGCAGGUGGGAUAACAUGCUUAAGUGAGUUCAAGCCUAAGAUUUGGUCAAUUUACGUUGUCGUAAAUAAUUAUCUUCAAGAGGUUUUAUAACUACAUCCAUUUUUCCGUUACAUUUGAAAUGACUAUGUUACAGUUCACUUAAUGUUAUGCAUUUUGUAAUUAUAGUGUCUAUUAAUCCUGUGCUCACCCAAAUUUUUGAACAAUUUCCAAUAUAUUUCUAAUAUAAUUAACAAGGCUGCUUUGAAAUAUACCAGAGACACAUUUCCAAGGGCUAUAAAUUAAGAUAUAUUUAAAGUUUACUGAUUUAUUACAAACAGACUCCAAACUCAACACUGUGUUCCCAUUUUGGGGUAUUUUAUGGUCCCUCUGCACACAGGAAGCCACCUGGACUGUCUUAACCCUCACAUACUGUUCGGGUCAAAUUUGACCCGUUUUGACUUUUAACAGCAGUAAAAAUACCCUAAACAUCAUUUUUUAAGCCUGAAACUUGAUGACUUUUCCUGAAGUUGCCCAGAAUACAUGAAAUUAAUUUAAAAAUAUUCAUGUGUAUUUUUGUUUAUGUGCUACAAAUUUUUCCCCUCUAAGGCUGUUAUGGGUCAAAUUUGACCCGUAUCUAUAUUUAGAUGGAUUUUAGAUCUAGCAGUGUGGGACAAGUGACAAACAGUAACAACAGUGUUCAAUAUAAGGUUUGUUGUUCAAAAAGAUAUAUUCAAAUCAUUAUGAAACUAUCAUUACCUUGACAGAAACACACACACAGACGCAUGCACACAGACACACAGUCACACAGACACACCUAGACAGAGGUCAAAAUGACCUAACCAGUCAAGAGAACUUUCUGUGAUAAGUGAGAUUGAUGUGCUUCUAAGUGAGGCACUUAUUUUAUUUUAUUCUUAACUGUUGUUUUGUGUUGUUUUUUUAUAUACAUUUUUUUUAACCAUGUCCAGAAAUAAAUAAAUAAAUAAAUAAUAAAAUAAAGCUGCAAUUUUGACCAGGAACAUACUGUGAGGGUACAGGAUUUGAACAGUAUGUGAGGGUUAAGAAUUCAGUUCAGGAUCAGUUUGGUCAUUUUAAAAUCUUUGCUUGUUAUAGUGAUUGAUUGAUGUUGUUUGCCACGAAACGGCAGUGAUAUUUCCCCUUUUUUUUCAUUUUAACUAGGACAUGCGCCCACUGACAGCGGGGAGAUGCCAGUAUUACAGCAGUGGCAACAGUUACAUCUAUGACAAUUUCUACACCUCAGUGAGUACGGAUGUGUAUGAAAAGAUUUUUAGUGUUCGUUUUCGUGAUCGUUCCCAACAUUCCUUACAAUGUAUAUGUAUGUGUUGUAUUUUCAUGUUGAAUGUCAUUUCUCAGGUGUCAUGUUGGAAUCUGAAGGAGUCCUGUAGCAUAACAGUACAGAGUGGGACCUGCUACUGCUGUGACCUGUAUGACUGUGCCAAGUGAGACAGGAGUCUUGCAAAUAUCAGCCACACUGAUUCUGAUCAAACAUGUCACUUUAUACCAGUUAGUUGUGGAUGACUGUCGCUGUUGUUUUGUUCUGCAGUGGAGGCUACCUCAGCAACUACUACGAGUUUGCCAGAGUGCAAAGCUGUGAGGAAGUUUACACUUUGUACGUUUUGAUUUGGACCCUGGCUGGUCUGAACCUCGUGGCCUUUUUCGUGGGAAUCCUCACCACAGCGGUGCUGGGCAGCAUCAAAGCUACAGUAAGACACAUGGUUACAGACACAAGCUCAGAUAAGUUGUUAUAAAAGUUAAUGUUUUUUUUUACUGCUGGAUAAAACAUUUAGUCUCUCCCUACCUGAUACAGAAAAUCAAUUCAGUUUUACAUUUUCAGUUUUGACAUCUGUUUUCAUUAACUGUUGAAAAAAAAUUAGAAAAGCUCUCCCUGAGAUAUUUAAACAUGGAUAUUUUUAUGUCCAGCUCAUUACAGACCAGUGUUUUUGCAACAAAGAAAAAAUUUAAUGAGUUUUUGCAGGAAGUUGAAGCACUAAUAUGACAGUAGUGGAAUAAAAUAAGUCUGUCAUAUAAUACAAUAAAACACCUAUUAGUUUUUUUAUUACAUUGAAUUACUUGGCAAAAGCAGCCAUAAAAAUGAAUUAAACCAGAAACAGAUCUUGUAUUAGUUUUCCUCCCAGCCAAUUUGAACUGAACUGUCUCUGGAUAGUAAACUAACCAAGAAUUUGUUCUGCUCAUAAAACCAUCAGAGGUCCUGAAUCAAAGAAGCUUUAUGCCAGACUGCCUUUAAAGCCUCCAAAAUAAAUCACAGAAAGGUAGUUUGACACAUUUGGUGAAACAGCACAAAGUUGUUGCCUUUAAAUCCUAAACAGAAUCUUUUUUUUUUUGUUUUAAAUUUGACUAAUUUCUAAGAAUUAUAUUUAUACUCUUCAGGCUGAAAAAGCCCCGCCUGCUUGACUCCACAUCUGUAUGACUUUCAACUCACAUGCACACCAGUACUUCAUCUUGUCUAAUAAAUGACUCGUUCGAUCCCACAAGGAGUUUCAAGUGUCCCAAUUAGUGUACACUCAAAGAAACUGCCUUUAUUAUCCAGCCUGCUUUCGCAUGGAUGCUUCAGUGUUUUGUUUUGUUUUAACAUGCAUACAGAGCUAAUAGGGCGUCAUGCCGCCGGACAUCAAGCUGAUCUUUAUUCAGAUAAUCGGAAACAGUUUGACUUCUGAAACACUAAACUUUUCUUUAAACAAACAAUCCAAGCUGAUGUUUCCAACCACAAGAUAUUUUAAAGUCAUGGUCGAUGUCCUGUGGCACAUUUAAUUUUAAACAGAUGGAUGGAGCGUGUUUUGUUACAUGUUGCAAUGACAUGUUACAAUGUCAUUUAGCAGAUGUUUUUAUCUGAAGUGACAUACAUUUGAGAGCAAGAACAAUACAAGGAAAGAUCUAGACAAGAAGAAACAAGAUGAGUAAGAGCCACAAAGUGCUUUAAGUCCAUUUGGACCUAGGUUUUUUUUUUUUUCUUUUGGAUGAACAUCAACAAUGAAACAACCGGUUACCAAAAUAACGACCUGUAAUCAUCACUAUCAAUUAAACUGCCUUCAUAACAAUAAUGACCAAAGUACCAAGUGCUGGGUAGAAGCAGAGCUGGAGAUGGAAGACUAUCACUGAGGACAACAGCGGAGCAUAGUCUAGUUUAGUGCAUAGCGUUCUCUAAAUAUUUGUUAUGUAAAUGACUGUCACUAAUGAAACAGUGAAUCUUUUAUUAAAUAAACUAAAAACAAAGCAUACACAUCUCUGUGUUUGAAUGAAGUACUCAAACUUACAGAAUUUUAAACUCGAUAAUUAAAUCUCUACACAAGGAAAAUCUUUCUUUUAUUCUGAUAACUCAAAAAAAAAAAGCCUUUACUUUCCCUUAGUGUGGAUCAUUGUAGGUCCAAGUCUUCUUCCUAAUCCUGCUAGUACAGGGACGAAUGACUCUAAACUCAUGUUUUAGGUGCCAACAGUUUUGACAGACUCUCCUGUGUUUUCACUCUUCCUCUUCUACCUCUUCACCAUUUUCCCUUCUCCUAAUAAUAAAAAAAGACGAUGUUAAUAUGUCUUUCACUAACCCACAUCUAUUAAAAUUUAAAACAAAAAAUUCAACUGAGAGGAAUUAUGUAACUUGAAGGGUUUAUGUUGAAUGCUACAGUCAAUCAAACUGGCUAAACUGUCCUGGUCAAGCUGCUCAAAUAGGUUAAUGACAGUCUAACUCCUCUGACUGGUUUGUUGAUGAAACAAACUUUAAGUUCUAGUUUUUGUGACAAAUUGUAUGAACAAAAAUUUUGGGAUGAUUUUCCCUUGACUGAAAUGAGCUUUCAAACAUCUCAGUGUUGUUUACAGUUAUCCAAACACAAAUUAACAUUUGUUGUAGUUUGUUUUAGACCACGCUACAGAAAAAAAUACUUUCAGAUCCAAUAUGCUGACCGACCAGCUGGAGAGUUUAAGGGUCAAAACACCCAGAAAAAGUUUGGCACCGUCUGACGACAUCAGCUUCAGGCCAAAGGCACAAGUCAUUUUUAAAGAGCGACUGUAUGUGUGGCGUCCUAAGAUGUACCAAGCAUGCACAAGCUUUAUUUUGGAAAAGACAUAUUUGUAUCACGAGACAUGGACAGUUUGUUAUGAUCUUUUGUCGUACAUAUUUUCCAUUAAUGUUGCCAAAAAGGAAAAAAAUACAAGUGAAACUCAGUGUUUACUUGAUUUCUUUAUGCAUCAAGACAUACUGUUUUUAUUUUAAUUCUGUGUGUGUGUGUGUGUGUGUGUGUGUGUGUGUGUCUCAGAGGAGUAGCUGCAGCCCUGCAACUAAGCUCCCUGAGAUCAAAACAUCUUUUCCUACAGCUCCUCUGCUGACCGAUGUCAACACACAGCCUGUCUGUCCCACCCAGUCAGUAAGCAUCAAACACACACGCACACAUACUCACACACACAAAUACAUUAACCAAAGAUAACGUUUCGUCUGGUUUCUCUCUUUUUUAUCUCUGAAAAACAUAAAUCUCCAAGACUUUGACCGAUCUCUGACACAUCCUUUAAUGUUCUCUCUGUUGACUGAUGAAAACCAUGAAGAUGGAGAAGAAGAAAAAAACUUCAAAGUUGUCUGUACAUUUUUGAUUCACAGCAGACUCUGCGUAAGCCUGAUUAUCUGUCACUGCGUAGGCACCAUAGUUACUUUAACAGGAAGAAGGAGGAAUAAAAUGCAAUUGUGUGUAACAGUGGCUCUCAGCUGGUCAAGCCAAUGGUGCACUAAGGUGCACAUUAUAUCACAAAAAACAUGUCUGACUUUUUUUGUCACAAUUUACUUGCAUGACGGACUUUUAGGUUUCAACCAAACCAGUUAAAAAAAUACAGGCAUAUAAGACACCAGCAAGUUUGUAUUCAAGUUGCUAUUUGCCUUAUUUAUGAGGUUGCACUCAUGAUGAAAAAUAGUAGUAUAGAUGCUUUGGACACAAAAACUUAUAUCGUUUCAUUCUGGGAGAAGAAUUAACUUGUAGUUAAUGUAUCAAUUCCUUAGCUAGAACCAAGAGGCAGACUGGUCUGCUCCAAAACAAGGUCAUAAAGAUGAGCGCUUACAGCUCUCUGUGGCUAUCUGACAGAUCCAGCCCAGACUAUAUAUCUUCUAACAAAUCCGAAGACAUUUGACCCUACUUAGUGCUCAAAUCUUCAAAGCUGGAUAGUCUUAACUGCUGAAAUUUACCACAUUUCAACCAUCUGUAUUAUACUUCCCCUUAUUUGAAAAUUUUUAAAAGCUUUUUCAUUGUUUAAAUCUGGAUUAAAAAACAACAGACACAAUAUUUGACAUCGUGAAGGAACACUCUUGACAUUUGUGAUGAAUCAUCCCAAACUGCAGUGAUUGCAUUUUGGUUGAGUGAUUGUGGUUAUAUUCUUGUUUUUGUCUUUCUCUCUUCUGUCCUUUCCGCUCAUAAAGGGAGCCAUGAUGUACUUCCCUCCAGAACAAGUACAACCAGCCACUCUCAGUAGUCCUUCAUCAUCUCCUCUUUACAUAGACUCCCAGUCUUCUCCUGCCGAUCUGCCUGCUUCCUUACAGAGUCCAGAACCUCUCUGCCUGAAGACCACCAUCAGUGUUUCACCGUAGAAACAGCAAAAAGCAUAAGUAGUGAGACAGACCAGGACAGAUGUUUCAUUAAUGUGAUUAUCUUUGAUGGGUUUUUGUUUUUUGUGGAGAAAAAGAUGCAUCUGUCUGGAUAUUAUGCAGAAACAUAAAGAUUCUUGUGGAGAAAAAAAACAAAAUCUGCUUUAAAGAGACAGUUCUUUGCUUAUUGUACGCAAUGAUAAAACAAAUAUAAUGUUCACAAAAGUCUUAUGUUUUAAAUUGUUUGUGUGGAAAAUGGUUUGUGAUAUAUAUAUAGUGGGCUGUGAUGUAAACUAAAACUUUAACAAGCCUCACUGAAACAUUGCACAAGAGGUGAAACCACAAGUGGAUACAUGAAAUAUGCCAAAUAAAACUAACAUAACAUGACAUUCCCAUACAUUCAAACUGUUAACCUUGUUAUUGAAUAUGUGCGCUGAUUGAUGCCCUGUGGGGUCCUUCACAUAUACUGUAUGUUUUUAAUCCAUACCACAUGUUAUGUACAUUUUUUAUAUAUUGUCCAAUAAAAUGUCCUGGACUUACUUGUGAA